Molecule: messenger RNA, 1506 nt
Organism: Ostrinia nubilalis (European corn borer)
Lineage: Eukaryota; Metazoa; Arthropoda; Insecta; Lepidoptera; Crambidae
Gene: Tomosyn
Product: syntaxin-binding protein 5
Exons: 10
Coding region: 1-1506 (501 amino acids)
Biological process (GO): regulation of protein secretion; regulation of exocytosis
Cellular component (GO): SNARE complex; cytoplasm; plasma membrane
Molecular function (GO): syntaxin binding; GTPase activator activity; myosin II binding
Source: RefSeq, a predicted model, not a curated record
AUGGAGUGUGUUGUCGGUGCGGGCCGCGUAGACAAGCUGGACAGCUCGUUCUCGCGCUCGCGCUCCAGCUCCAUGUCCAGCCUGGAGAACAUCAGCCAGGAGGGCAUCCAGUGCCUCGCCUUCGCCGAUAGUUAUACGAAAAAGUCAGAUCCAAUGACGCUCCUGCCGACGUUAUGGAUCGGCACGACGCUGGGCUCCGUGCUGACGAUGAUGAUCAGCCUGCCCGAGGCGGACCUGCGGCACACGCAGCCCGUGGUGGUCUCCACGACUGGUGGACCCAUUUUUAGGUUAAAAGGUUCAAUCCUGACAAUGUCGUUUCUCGACUGUAAUGGUGCUCUGAUUCCCUAUUCAUACGAAAGUUGGAGAGACGACAGUAAAGACGUGCGGGAACGACGGGAACGCACGCCCACGAAACAGGGCUCGUCCAGCAGCGGGUCGCGCAUGAGCCCCACGCCGGGCUCGUGCGAGGGGGCGGGGGCGGGCGCGGGGGACCGCCAGUUCGUGGUCAUCGCGUCGGAGAAGCAGGCGCGCGUGGUGGCGCUGCCCAGCCAGAACUGCGUCUACCGGCAGCAGAUCGUGGACGCCGACUUUGUAGUCAAGACGGAAAUCGUCAGUCUUAAAGAUAGUGUAUGUCUCGUCAAUUACCUGUCGACCGGCCACCUGGUCGCGUACAGCCUGCCCUCCCUGCGGCCGCUCGUAGACGUUGACUUCCUCCCUCUCUCAGAGCUUAGUCACUACGAAUGUAACAUACUAAUUAUUAACCCAACCGAGCAAGCUCCGAAUGCGCCCGGUAGUUCCGCGGCUUGCAGCGACCGUAGCCCCCGUGUACUAACCCCGCCGCGGGGCGCGCGGUGCCUGGCGGGCCCCGCGAGCCUGCCGGGCCCCGCGCGCCCCGCCGCGCCCACUGACGCCGUCUGUGUUCCUGGUAGCUUCCAGACACAGACCAAACAGAGGGGUAUCGUAGACCCAAUGCUCUCCAUAUGGGGCCAACAACUCAUUGUAAACGAGGACACGGACCAGACGGCGCGCACGUUCUGCUUCAGCAACCGCGGCCACGGGCUCUACCUGGCCUCACCCUCCGAGGUGCAGAAGUUCACCAUCGACGCCGAGUUCUGCCAGCAGCUUAACGAGAUGCUGGGCGAGCUGUUCCUGCCGCGCGACAUGCCGGAGCCGCCCAAGGAGUCCUUCUUCCGCGGCCUGUUCGGCGGCGGCGCGCGCCCGCUCGACCGCGAGGAGCUUUUCGGCGAGAGCAGCGGGCUGAAGCCGAACCGCACGGUGGCGAAGCACAUCCCGGGGCCCACCGAGCAGCUGCAGUCGCUGAACGCGCGCGCGGGCACCGCGGCCGGCGACGUGUCGCGCGCGCACCAGCUCGUGCUCGAGCGCGGCGACAAGCUGUCACAGCUCGAGGACCGCACCGAGCGUAUGCACUCGCAGGCGCACGAGUUCUCGUCGUCGGCGCACCAGCUGAUGCUGAAGUACAAGGACAAGAAGUGGUACCAGCUGUGA